AUGCGAAUUUUCCCCGAGCAUCGUCAGACAUGGAACAAGCUUCGAUCGUUACCUCCUACCGCUAUGGAAUGGUCAAUCCUUUGUCCCGGAUUCAUGCAUCCUUUGAGUCAGACGACAUACCCACUCGCCUCGAACGCUACCGCCGACAAUAUUGAUGCGAGUGCUAGUACGCCACCAGAUUGGUCGCUCAAGCUUAUGUGCGUUCCGUUGAUGGGUGGAUAUCUGAACAUAAUGUCUCAAGCUUCAGCGUAUGGCACUACGCUUGAAGAUAAUGCAGAUUUCAUUGCGAAGGAUCUUUUGGAUGGGAGGGAGAGCGCAUGGAUAUUCCAGAAAGUUGGUGUGAAGGAGAGACGCAAGUAG
Messenger RNA from Penicillium malachiteum, 360 nucleotides. RefSeq lists its product as uncharacterized. The record is from RefSeq and is a predicted model, not a curated record. The transcript has a single exon. Lineage: Eukaryota; Fungi; Ascomycota; Eurotiomycetes; Eurotiales; Aspergillaceae. The coding region runs from base 1 to 360 and encodes 119 amino acids.